CAAUUCUUCUUCUUCUUCUUUUCUGUUUUUGCUUUAUCUCCUCUUCUUACAAUCUGAAGGAAUCAAUAAUGGUGAAUAAGAACGUCAAGGAUUCGAGGAACAUGGGAAGGGCAACAACCUCGACGAUCUUGAGAAGUCCAAGUAAUUCCAAGAUAACAAAACGGAGCAUGCAUGCAACCAACAGUAGCAUGAUGGACAAUAUCCCUAGAGAAUUACUGAUUGAAAUAUUAUGUCGACUUGCGCAUACUUCAUUUACGGACAUCCAUAAUGCCAAGUUGAGCUGCAAAGAUUUUCAUGAAGCAGCGGAGGAUCCAUGUGUAUAUCAAAAUAUGUCCUUAGACAAUUUCCCUUUGGUAGCAUGGAAACCCUUAACUAAAAAGGAAGAAGCUUUCUUCACAAAAUGCCAAGACUGUCAAAAUCCAGAGAUUCCGUAUAGACAAGCAGUGCUCGACUACUUCACUGGAAAAGGACCUAAAUCAGCACUCGCCCACCUCCAAGGGGCCCUGAACGCAAAUCACAUCGGAGCUUUAUACGUUACGUGCAUCAUCCUUCUCUUUAGUGGCGAGGAUGAGUUGAAAGCAUGUGGCAUGAAGUUGAUGGCCGGCAUGAAGAAGUCCAAAUAUGUGAGGGGAAAACUGAAAGAGCAUCGUGAUAGACUGAAGAGCAUGUUGAGGACAAUGUGGGUGGAGAAUCCAGCUUUGAGGCGCCGGCCGGUGUGUUGUACCAAACAAGAUAACCACAGGAGGAGAAGUAGUUGGGAAGACAUGGUUGAUGAUGCAGACGUGCACUGUGAAGGUUGUAGUGUAGAUUCUGAGAUUAAAUUUCUCCUUGACAGUUUACCUCGAUUGUAA
This is a messenger RNA of Sesamum indicum (sesame), 851 nucleotides long. RefSeq lists its product as uncharacterized. Gene Ontology annotation, molecular function: protein binding. The record is from RefSeq and is a predicted model, not a curated record. NCBI's taxonomy places the organism in Eukaryota, Viridiplantae, Streptophyta, Magnoliopsida, Lamiales, Pedaliaceae.